This is a messenger RNA of Phytophthora sojae, 756 nucleotides long. RefSeq lists its product as hypothetical. Gene Ontology annotation, molecular function: protein binding. NCBI's taxonomy places the organism in Eukaryota, Oomycota, Peronosporomycetes, Peronosporales, Peronosporaceae. The record is from RefSeq and is a predicted model, not a curated record. The transcript is spliced from 2 exons. The annotation marks the transcript as partial.
GCUGCGAAGGGAGGCCAUUUGCCAGUUCUCGAAUGGCUGAGUGCGAACCGCUCGGAAACUUGCACGACGAAGGCAAUGGAUGAAGCAGGGAGAUCUGGACAUCUAGAAGUUAUCAAAUGGCUCCAUAUGAAUCGAUCGGAGGGAUGCACGACGGCAGCAAUGAAUAGCGCAGCAGCUAGAGGGGACCUGGAGAUAGUGCAAUGGCUCCACGGUAAUCGACACGAAGGAUGCACUACAGGUGCAUUGGAGUGGGCGGCCUACCACGGCGAGUUUAAAGUCGUGAAGUGGCUACACGAAAAUCGAUCUCAAGGUUGCACGACGAAGGCGAUUGGAAACGCUUUCGGACACCUUCGAGUCGUGCAAUGGCUGCACGAAAACAGAAGCGAAGGAUGUACGACAGAGGCAAUGGAUUGCGCUGCUGCGAUUGGCCCUCUCGAGGUGGUGAAGUGGCUUCACUCCAAUCGAAGCGAAGGAUUCACGACAAAGGCAAUGGAUGGAUCAGCAUCUCACGGUCACUUGGAAGUUGUGCAAUGGCUCCAUACGAACACAAGUACCUGCUGCACGACAGCAGCGAUGGACGGAGCAGCCAAGCAUGGCAGCUUGAAGACGCUGAAAUGGCUUUAUUCCAACAGAAGCGAGGGGUGCACCGUAAAGGCGAUUGAGAAUGUCAUCAAUCGCACUCACCUUGGGGCUGCCAUUUGGCUGGCUGCGACGUAUCCCAACUUUGCUCCAGUGAAGUUCACUUGUGGGGAGUAA